AUGCUAAGUGGAAAAAACGUGCUGGUUUGCGGCUACGGGGAGGUGGGGAAGAGUUGUUGCCAGUCUCUCAGAGGCCUUGGUGCAUUUGUAAGCGUCACAGAAGCUGGACCGAUUUGUGCCCUUCAGGCGUGCUUGGACGGCUUUCGCGUGGUUACUGUGAACGAUUUAGUUACUUCUGCGGAUCUGGUAAUUACUUGUACUGGGAACCAGGGCGUGAUUACACGAAAGCACAUGGAUGCAAUGAAGAGUGGUAUUUUGCUCUGUAAUAUGGGCCAUUCAAAUACGGAGAUUGAUGUGGUAAGCUUUUUCCGCUGCUUGACUACACAUUGA
Molecule: messenger RNA, 330 nt
Organism: Protopolystoma xenopodis
Lineage: Eukaryota; Metazoa; Platyhelminthes; Monogenea; Polystomatidea; Polystomatidae
Source: the annotation of a GenBank genome assembly